AUGACUGAAAACCAAAAUUCGUACUUUAAGAAUACAGGUUGUAAUGAUUGGGAUGUUGUAGAGUUCUACAAAAGCUGGAUACACGACCACCAGGAGGAUCUCAGCAAGCUCAAUUACCAGAAGGCUAAAGACAAACUUAUUAAGUGUCUUGAAGACAUUGUUGAUUUAUCUCCUAUUGGCAACGAAGUCAGAAAAGCCCAGAAUCUUUUAAAAAAAGCAAAGGCGAGACGUGCAUCUGUUUGUUGCACCUCUGAUGAUCUGUUUGUUCGUUGUGGUCUGCCAAUUUUGCUGCAAAAACGUAAGACGGGAAGUACCAUCGAUAACAUAUGGAAAGCCGUAGAAAUUGAUGUAUACUCGAAAAAGACCGAGUUGGAAAAGGUGAAGCUGAAACAUGUUCAGAUAAGUGGAAUGAUACGCGCAGCAAAAGAAAAUCAAGAAUAUGCAAGUACUAUGAAUAAAGGAGUUUUAUUAGACUUGGAAGAAGAGUUUGCUGAGAGAAAGAACAAACGAGCGCUUUUUGAGACAAAGUCGAAUGAAUUCAAUAUAAAUGAAGAGACUUCAAAUAAGAGACUACGUAAACAGGAUUCAGUAGAGAAGGUAAAUUUUUCCACUGAAUAUGAUGGACAAAUAUUGGAUCCAGAACUUUUCCUCGUAGAGACCGAUAAAGAAUAUGAUGUUGAGAGUAGUGGACAACCUUUUGACUACAAUGAAUGGACUCUAAAGUCUGGCCUGAAAGUAAUCGAUCUUUUAAAAGUGGCGGCUGGCAUUAACGGUCAUUUGAUGAGACCAGAAGUAUGGGGUAUAGUUCGUUGCGGACUAAAAGUUGCAAAACCCAAAUGGUGUGAAGAAGAUGAAUAUGUUGAAAUUCAGAAAACUACAAAACGACGUAGCAUUGUUAAUCCUCCAGAGUUUAUUGCAAGUUUGUUGAAAAAUAAGUCUCUCACGGCUUUAGAAAAGGAACUAAACAAAAUCAAAAUAAAAGAGUUGAUGAAGCUGAAUGAUGAUUUGGAAGAGGUAAAGCAAUUAAAUCUAAUAUCAGCACCUCCGGAUGCUCUGACAUCAUUUUUUGUUAAGAUACUGUCUCGCUUCAAUCAAUUUGUUUUUCCACAACAAUCUAUUAUGCAACAAAUUGGAGUAUCGGAGGCUUCUUAUGGCACAUAUAUAAUUCAUCCUUGUCUUAUAGAACUUUUUACGGGAUUGGAAGGCCACUUGCUUUAUGAACCUGGAGAGGUUAUCCUUUCGUCUAUCAAAUCCUGUUGUGAACGGCGGAAGUGCGAGUUCUUUGAGCAAAAAGCAGAUGGCAUAUUUCUAGCACGAUUGAAAAGGUCAUGUAUCGAGAUCGGGCAUCUAGAAAUGUCUGGGGGCUAUGGCCACCGUGAGAUUCCACGAUCUACAUGGGACGGAUGUUGUAAAGGCCCUUUAGGAAAUAUGUAUAUGCUUGAGGAGAUCGGUGAGAGGUAUCGGAAAGCAUCACCAAGGUUAUUUGCAAACACGCGUGUCUUUUUUGUGCAUACUUAUGAAGACAAAAUUGAAAUUUGGCAAAUGCACAACUGUGCUCGAGGAAUUUUACAAUGGGAGCGUACGCACAAAGCAAUUGUCCCGAUCUGCUAUGAAGAACAAAAAAAACAUAUUUUUGAUUUUGUUAUUUUGCUCUGGGAUCUAAAAGAAGGCUUAAUGAAUACGGCAAACAUGAUUAAACAAUUACAGGACGAGGACAACGAUGGUGUAUCCAAGUUAUCAGGCAGAGUUCCUUCGCUUCCAGGUAAACCUGACAAAAAACUUCACAAAAAAGGUAUAAAUAAUGUUGAAGUCAAGAGUGAUAUGUCAAGCUCUCCUAUUCGAGAGGACUAG
Molecule: messenger RNA, 1851 nt
Organism: Cetraspora pellucida
Lineage: Eukaryota; Fungi; Glomeromycota; Glomeromycetes; Diversisporales; Gigasporaceae
Source: the annotation of a GenBank genome assembly